AUCCACCAUUGACGACAAAAAACAAACAACAAGAAAAAUGUCAAAUCAAAUUGUUACACCAUUAUCUUUAUAUGAAAUAUCAUUGAAUCAAUUUUGUGAAUCAUUGUAUAAAUGGAGUCAACAACAGAAUAAUUCUACCAACAACAACAACAACAAUACCGGUCAAAAUAGAAAAAAUGAUAAAAAUAAUAACAACAACAACAGUGCAAAUGGUCAUUCAUGGUCAAGAUUGAUUGCAAAUCGUGACGGACAACAACAACAACGACAAAAUUCAAUAAAUUUAAUAUUUUCAAGUUUAAAUCCAUCAUCAACAUCAACAUCAUCAUAUCGUCAAUCAUCACAAUGGUUAUUAUCAUCAAGGCCAUCAUCAACAGAUAAUCUACCAUUAGCAACCGCCAUCACAACAACAACAACAACUAACCAAAAUAAUCAUACUUUUAAUCAUAAUCUGGAUGAUAAAAUUAAUUCGUUUAAAAAAUCUUGUCAUAAUUUGUUGGGUACAAUAUUUGGCCGUAAAUCAUUUGAAUCAUUGGAAGAAGAUACGACAAUACGACUAAAACAACAACAACAACAAUUGGUCAAAGAUGAUCAAAAUGGUGAUGAGGAUGAGGAUGAUGAUGAUUAUGAAGAAGAAUUAUCAUUCAUUAGAAAUUAUUAUCGAUUAACAGAAAAUAUCUGUCAAGAUAUAAUACGUAAAUAUCAACAAUUAUAUAAAUUGAAUGAUCGUACAUUAUCAUUUCCAUUGUUUGAUGGUGAUAUAAAUACAAUAACAACAUUUCAAAUUGAAGAUGCAACAUUAAUAACGGUUGAUGGAUUGAAAGCAUUGAAAAAACAUAAUCUUAAUCGGAUAAAAAUGUCACGCUUGAUGAAUUGUACAAUUACCGAAUUGAUUAAUAAUCUAUCACCAUGGUCAAUAUGGAAUUUGGAAUCAUUUAGUGUUCCACAUUGUUCAUUGACAAAAUUUAAUAAAAUUUGUAUAAUUUUAUCAUUAACAAGAUUAACAAAUCUUGUUCAUUUGGAUGUUUCAUAUACAUCAUUCAAUAAUCAAUGUUUGGAAAUAAUUACCGAUCAUUUAGUUCAUUUAAAAUCAUUAGAUUUAACUGCAACAAAAUUAACACUUUUAAAACCAUUAUGUAAAUUAACUGAAUUGAAUCGUUUAAAUCUGCAUAAUGUUUCACAUACAUGUAAAGAUGAAUAUAUUUUGGGAAAUCUUCAUACUCUUGAAUAUUUAGACAUAUCGGAUGAACGUUUUUCUAUUGAACCAGAACGUUAUUAUAGUUAUGAUCAUUUGGCGGAUUUUUUUCCCAAAUUCAUACAAUUUGAACGAUUAAUCGAAUUGGAUAUAUCUGGUCGUCAUAUAUCACCAUCAUUAGUUUUUCAAUUGAUUCGACAACGUUUAAUAAAACAUAAAGAAAAUUCAAAUUAUCGUCCAUUAAAAUUUAUUGGUCUCAUGUCAACUGAAUUUACAUUUACACAAAUGUUUAAUCUGGAUACAAGAACAUCAGGACGUUUAAUGAUUACCGGUACUGGAAAAUUAAUACAUGUUAUUAAUUCAUUAUUACGUUAUCGUAAUCGGCCAAUAUUUAUACAGAAAGCAUUAAUUUGUUUAUGUCAAUAUGCAUUUUCGGAUAAUGUUGAUCAAUAUCAUUAUAAUCAUCAUAAUAAUCAUCAACAACAACAACAUUCACAUCAUUCUAAUGAUCAAGAUCAACCUGAAAAUGAAGAAAUUGAUAUAUUUUCUUCAAAUUUUUUCAAUAGAUUAAAUGAUGAUAAUGAUAAUUAUGAAUAUAAUGAUAGUAUUGAUAAUCGUGAAAUAUUAGCUGCUGAAAGUCGUUUACAACCAAAUGAAAUUCAACCAUAUCGAUCUUCAUUAAUCAUAUUGAUUAUUGAUCUUAUGGAAAGACAUAUGAAAAAUGCACAGUUAAUACUAUUUUCAAGUGGUCAUCUUUAUCAUUUUACAAAAAAUUGUCCAAAUUUACAUCCAUAUAUUUUACGUAAAGUAAUUAAUAUUUGUAUUGAAACAAUCAAACAUCAUCCAUCGGAUCAUCAAAUUAUAAAAAAUAUUUUAUUAACAAUGAGUUCCGAUCGUAUAUUACAAGAUAUAACAUUUGAUCGUUAUACAUGUAUACGUUUAGUAAUGGAUACAUUAUUUACAUUUCAAGAUUUAUCAAUAAAUCGUUUAGCAUUAGCUAUUUGUGCAAUAUUAGCUGCAAAAAUACCAAUUGUUGAAAAUGCAUUAUUAGAUUCACAACCAUUAUAUUUAAAACGUUUAUUAGAUUUAGUUGAAAAAAGUUAUUGUGAAAAUACACCAAAUAGUGAAUUAAUAUUAAAAUUAUCAUUAUCAGCAUUAUGGAAUUUUACCGAUGAAGCACCAAAAACAUGUGAAACAUUUAUUAAUAAUGAUGGUAUUGAACUUUAUAUGGAUAUUUUGAUUCUUUAUCAAGGUAAAAGCAAUAUUGAAACUAAAAUACUAGGACUUUUAAAUAAUAUUGCCGAAGUAUUACAUUUACGUUUACAUUUGAUACAACCGAAAUUGUUACAUCAAUUAAGAAAAUUGAUUUAUUCGGAUCAAAUUGAUGUUAGCUAUUUUGCUAUAGGAAUUUUAGCACAGUUAGCAUCUGAUAAUCAUUUAGAUUGGACAUAUGUUGAUGAUUUUGAUAUGGAUCAAAUGUUACAACAAAUGUUAAAUCAAAUACAAUCAUGGCCAAAUCCAUCAUUCGAAAUGGUUGCUUAUCGUUCAUUUGAACCAUUCAUAUCAUUGCUGGACAAUGAUCGUCAUGAAUCUAUUUCAUUAUGGGCAUUAUGGGCUAUACAUCAUGUUUGUACUAAAAAUCCAAAUAAAUAUUGUCGAAUGUUGUAUGAUGAAAAAUGUAUUACAAAAAUAAUUAACAUUCUUUUUGAACGUUUACAUCAACAAUAUCGAAUCGAUUGUCAACAACAACAACGACAAUUAUCUCAUCGUUUAAUCAAUUUAGUAACCGUUGUUGAUGAUGAAUUUCAAAUCCUAUGUAAAGCACGUACCAAUUGGAAUUGUUAUGAUCGUCAUCAAUGGAAUAUUGUUAUUGAAAAAUCAUCAUCAUCGAAUAAUGAAUCGAAUCAAUUAUCACAACUAAUGGAAUGUCAAACAACUGUAUCAUCGGAAGAAAGGCCACCGUCCACACCUACAACAACAAUUGAUGGAUGUGAUUGUUUACUUAAAUAUUUAUUGGAUAAUGAUCCAUCAAUACGAUUACCAUCAAUCAUAUUGAAAUCAUUUCAUUGUUUUUCACCAAUUCCGCUCAAUCUAUGAUCAUCAAUUAUUAUCAUUUGCAUUACACUGAAAUUCUAUUCUUUCGAUCUCAUUCAAUGUAUAUUCAUAAUAAUCUAAUGCAAUACUCUAAUUUCUGGGGCUUGUUUUUUUCUUGGUUUGGUAUGGCUUUUAUUCUAUUUGUUUUUUGUUCUGUUUUUUUUCCUGUUCACAUUUAAUUUUUGUUUUAUCCUUUGUUUUGUUUGUUUUUUGUCGUGCAAUCAAAUUGUUUCUCCACAUUUUUAAAGAUAUUUAAUAUCUCUAUGAAUUGUUAACUGAGUAAAGUUGUCUGAGUAUAUUGGAUUUUAUUUAAUAA
This is a messenger RNA of Dermatophagoides pteronyssinus (European house dust mite), 3602 nucleotides long. Its product is annotated as protein zyg-11 homolog A-like. Lineage: Eukaryota; Metazoa; Arthropoda; Arachnida; Sarcoptiformes; Pyroglyphidae. The record is from RefSeq and is a predicted model, not a curated record. Gene Ontology annotation, cellular component: Cul2-RING ubiquitin ligase complex.